This is a messenger RNA of Schistosoma bovis, 1599 nucleotides long. The record is from the annotation of a GenBank genome assembly. NCBI's taxonomy places the organism in Eukaryota, Metazoa, Platyhelminthes, Trematoda, Strigeidida, Schistosomatidae.
AUUCCCUCAUAUUUUUCGCACAAUUGUUGGUUGACAAGCAUGCAGCGGUUGACUUUAAGGCGUAGGUUGUCGUACAAUACCAAUUCCAACAAGAGAAAGAAAGUCAAAACUCCGGGUGGCAAGGUUGUCUACAUUUAUGUAAAAAAACGUGGAACGUUUCCAAAAUGUGGCGAUUGCAAAAGUAAACUUUUCGGUAUCAAGCCGUCCAGACCGCGUGAAAGAACCUCAAUGAGUAAAAGGUUAAAGACUGUUAACAGGCCAUAUGGAGGUUCGCGCUGUCAUACUUGUGUCCGUAACCGGUAGGUUUUAUGUUCAUCCUAGUGAUUGAUAGGAUCAUUCGUGCUUUCAUGAUGGAGGAACAAAAAGUCCUAAAACAACUCAUCAAGGAACAGAAAAGAAGAGAAAAGAAAGCCACUGCAGAACACAAAAAAUAAAUUAUUCAACAAAUUUCUUGGACGUCAGAGCACUUUUGAUAUGCUUUGUUGGUGUUGAUUGCGUGUUUUAAAUGGUUCAUUCAGUGCUAUAAACCUUAUACUCGUGAAAACUAAAUUUGAGCUUGCAAGUGCCAUGUGUUUCUUAUCGUUCUCGGAAUAAAUUUGAUCAUAUUAAACACAGGUCCCAGAACAGAGCGCUCUCAUUUAAAUUGUGGGGUUAGAUGAACCUUGUUAUCAAGUAUUUUGUGUGCUCAGAUAAUCGAAAUUAGUCACUUAGUCGUAACAUCAUGGUACUAUGUAGUUAGUUCUCGAUUCCGGAUGUUCCACUCAGAUCAUGCAGUUUCAAACCGCUCGAUCAUGUAUAUCAUACUGGUGUCAAGAAGACCGGUCUCUGUAGAUCCAUGAAUUGAUUGCAUCAAGUGAUGUAUUAGGGUUUCUCACCUCCGUACUGCAAGCGAUAAUAACAGAAAUGAUUGUGGAUCUGAACAUAUAAUUGCUUCCUGUUAUCGCCUCAGGAUGUAAUCCGUCUUUUAAACCACACAUGGCUCGAAGUAAUUCAUUUUUGUCGGAUGGUCUUAAGAAACAUUGUUGGCUUGCGACGUGUAUCACCUACGUCUUGCGUUUGGAUACUAGUGUAAGUGCUACUGAUAGUAUGACAGUUAGGGCUAAUCCGUAUAUGGUGAAUUUCAGUGUCGGUCUAGGCAAACUCCAACACUAUCUUAGAUGAAAAAGUUUGGUUAAUAUAGUUCUAUCUAGUGAUCACGGGAUGUACAACCUCGUUUCGAUCUGCCAUAGCUUAGUCACUUCGUGCAAGUAAUCCUGAACAUUGGCAGUCUGUCUAGCGGUGAUUCUGUCGAAACCACAUCCUCUCGAUGUCUUUAGCACCCGCAUGAUACAGUCUCAUUACUCUUUUAACGGACCACUUGAUGAAACUCCGAACAGAGGUUAAGGGUGAUUUCAGUUAAUAAUAGUGACUUUAAACCUGUUGUCGGCUAGAGUGCCGCAGCCUGAUAAAAUUAUGAAAACAGGCCAAAAAGUAGUGGUGAUAUCACAGGUGCUAGAAAACAAUAGUAGCGUUCUUUUAGCUAGGGCGGUUGGAUGGAGGUGGAUCCUACGAUAUCUCAGCUUGGCUAACUGGCGGUGGUGACUGCCUGCUAUAUACAAG